Messenger RNA from Symbiodinium sp. CCMP2456, 693 nucleotides. NCBI's taxonomy places the organism in Eukaryota, Dinophyceae, Suessiales, Symbiodiniaceae. The record is from the annotation of a GenBank genome assembly.
AUGUUCUCCUUCCGGGAGGCUUUGGCAGAAGACCAAUUUCCGACUGUGUGCCCAAGUGGCGAGAAUGAGAUCGAUCCCAGUGAUGGUUGGGACCUGGAUUUCUGCAUGGAGGAAGCGGUGCGGCCUGAGCUGCGACUGUACUGCGGAACACGCCCUGACGUGACGCUGAGCUGUAACGGUGGUCGCAAGCUCCUCGCCCAUCGGCGUGUCCUCUCAGAGGUCAGCUACUUCGAAUCGCUAUUUGAAGGCAACUUCGCGGAACGUGGCACUGACCUCGUGCAGGUGGAAGAGGACUUGGAGAUUUUCUUAGAAGUCAUUCGAUGGAUCUACUGCCGCAGCGCAACCAGUGACAAGGACAUGGCACUGGAUCUGCUACGCUUGGCAGAGUUUUACGGCAUUGAUGGCCUGAUAGAUCAUGCAGCUCGUGUGCUUGCAUCACCAGCUGUGGGUGUUGAUGACACGGUUUCGGAGCCGGACUCAGGGCCUGGCGCUGACGGACAGGACAGUGCCGGGGACAAAAGCUCUUCGAUUCCUUUGGUGCCUGAGACGGCGGUUGCAACACAGUCGUACCAAAUCGUGAAACACCCCCGUUUCGAAAGAGGCGAAAUGCAGCUUCAGAGUGUUGCAACAGUAGACGGUCAUGUAACCAGACCGACCAACGCCAGGCCCCUUUCUGCAUCCGCUCGUCACUGA